Molecule: messenger RNA, 417 nt
Organism: Arachis stenosperma
Lineage: Eukaryota; Viridiplantae; Streptophyta; Magnoliopsida; Fabales; Fabaceae
Exons: 3
Coding region: 1-417 (138 amino acids)
Source: RefSeq, a predicted model, not a curated record
AUGGUUGAUUCAACGUCAGAUUCUCAGCUGAAUCAGUGUGAAGUGGAUUAUGAAUUUGAAUCUAACGAAGUUCCUGAGCCUCUCUCAGUUGUUGAUGACCAGUUUGUUCCAAAGGUUGGAAUGACCUUUACCACCCUUGAAGAUGCUGAAAAAGUUUACAGGAACUACGCCAAGGCUGCAGGAUUUUCUACAAGACACAGGGAACUAAGCAUGUCUAUUCGUCGUACAAUAGAGAAUAACGAGGAGGCUGGUAUUAGACUAAGCAAAACUUACCAAUCAUUUGUUGCGGCUGCCAGGGGUCAUCGCGAGUUAAAUUUUAUUGAAAAGGAUGUGAGGAAUUACAUUACGAGAGAAGUGCGAGAAGCGUGGGUGUGCUUAAAGACUCAUUUGAUAGGAAUUGAAAUGAUUUUCUGCUGA